Molecule: messenger RNA, 1797 nt
Organism: Hylaeus anthracinus
Lineage: Eukaryota; Metazoa; Arthropoda; Insecta; Hymenoptera; Colletidae
Exons: 2
Coding region: 779-1342 (187 amino acids)
Source: RefSeq, a predicted model, not a curated record
AAAAAAGAAGACAAUAAUUUUUAGUGCCCCGAAAGAAAGUUUAACCAUUGCAACUGUGGUGUUGCUAAAUUAUUCAGAACGGCUAGUACAACAGGUGGCUGUGACUUAACUGUGCCUCAAGUGAAUAGAUUAACUGAUUCUUGUUUGGAAAAAAACAUGCCAAUUUAACAAUACUCACGUUGAAGAGUUCAUUGGCGAAAAGUGAUUAACGUCAAUCGAUGUCGAACAAUGUUUACACUAACCAUGUGGUUGAAAAUGUAGUAAGAGUGGAAGAAGUAUCGGGGAGUUUCUGGACAAAAGAAGGAGUAAGACAAGGCUAUCCAUUAAGUCUAAUGCUGCUCGCGAUAUUUAUAUCGGAUCUGGAGGAGGUAUUGAGAAAAGGGCAAGCAGGAGGUAUAGUCGUAGGGAAGGAAAAGGCUUGGUCGUUUGCAUAUGCUGAUGAUAUAGUAAUGAUAGAGCAAAGAGCAGAAGAACAGGACGAGAUGCUAAGAACACUAGAAAGAUAUUUAGAUAAAAGAAAGUUAUCUAAACACAAAAAAGUCAAAGGUAAUGGUAUUUAAAAAAGGAGGUGGGAGGGGAAAAGAACGAGUGUGGAGGUGGAAAGGAAAAGUUUUAGAGACGGUGAAAGAGUUUGUGUAUUUGGGGGUGCACUUCCAAAGGAACGAAGAUAUGGCCAGGCAUGUAAAAGAGAGAGUAAAGAAGGCGAAUGUUGUAAUCAGACAGGUAUAAUGGAAUAGGAGAACGGAAGUUCAAAGGAGACUUUAGAAGAAGACUUCUAAUGUUUGAUAGUUUGGUGUUGGGAGUGAUGCUAUAUGGGGCGGAGGUUUUUGGAUGGAGGGAGAGGUCGGAGUUGGAAGGGGUACAAACAAAAUAUAUAAGGUGGUGUCUAAGUUUGGAUUUCUGUAUACCAAAAUACAUGAUCCUAGAGGGAACAAAAAGGGAGAAAAUAAGAAUCAGAACGGGGAUAAAAGCUUUAAGAUUUGAAGAGAAGAUUAGGAAUGGAGUCGGCAGGGAGCUGUUAAAGGAAUGCCUGAAGGAAAAGGAGACAGCGGCGGAGAGUCGAGGAGUUAAGAGAAGGAGAGAGAGAUGUAGUGAAAGAGGACUACGGCCAGAGUAUUUAAAUAAAACAGGAAAGGGAGAUAAUCAGAAACUUAUAGCUAGGAUAAGGUAUGGGAAUUUAGAAGAGGGAAACAGAUAUUGGCUGAAAGAGGAGGAGAGGAAGUGCGGUUUGUGCAAAUUGAAAAAGGGACGCCUCAUAGAGGACUGCCAGGAGUUAGAAAGAGGAGAAUUAAAAGAGGAAACGUUGGUAGAAGGGAGGGUGGAUGAGAGGGUAGCAGAGUGAGUAAGAAAGAUUGAGAAGAAGAGGAAGGAAAGGAACGGGCAGUAAAAAAUGUAAAAUAGAAAGAGACCAAAGUCAAUGUUAAGGGUAGUUUAAGGAUUCGAUGUAUGUAGAUUAAGGGUUAUUAAUUUUAAGUUUAGUAUGUAAGAUAUUGAGUAUGGUGGUAUGAGUGAGUGUGUACAUGGUUUAGUGGAUUGUAAAUAUUGUAAUCCAAGUCCAUUUCGUGGCUUAAAAGCUGGAAUAAAAACUAUAUCUAUUUAUCACUAACCAUGUGGUUUCCAAACCGUCUCCAGUACUUACCUCUAUCUCCAAACUUUAUAAAAAUAGAUUUACAAGGUAUUGGAAAGACACUAUUGUAAAAAAAUAUUAACAAAUUUAGUUUUAGUGCCCCAUAGUGGCGAAGUCAUCGCGAGCGAAGAAAUCGCUGCAUCAGCCGAUGUCUUCUUGAGCGAUCAGAG